This is a messenger RNA of Arabidopsis thaliana (thale cress), 924 nucleotides long. RefSeq lists its product as uncharacterized. The coding region runs from base 1 to 924 and encodes 307 amino acids. The record is from RefSeq and is marked reviewed. NCBI's taxonomy places the organism in Eukaryota, Viridiplantae, Streptophyta, Magnoliopsida, Brassicales, Brassicaceae. The transcript is spliced from 6 exons.
AUGUGCUACUUCACAUGUCCGAGACUUACUGGUGAUCCACGCAUCCUCGGGAAACGGCCAUACCUACCCCCUCGAAUCCAUUGGUUCCUUCUCUUACUCGGUUAUCUAGCAAUCCACAACCUAACUCUAUUAAGUACUAAUCUGCGGUUACUAAAAGCAACUAAGGUCGGAAAACUUACCGACUUCCAAAUUGGGUCUUUUCGCGGGUUCUCCUCUGGUUUACUAGUGGCCGAAGCUAAGGUGCUUGGGGAGACUUGUUACGGCCGUCACCACCAAGCCACGCUCGAUAGGCGACCCACGGACUGGACACGCUGUGGGAGCGACACCCAGCCCCGUCCAUGGGCUACUCAAGGGGCGACAACCGGCCCUGAGUCAUCACCCACCUGUCGUCCAACCGGAUCCUGCUCGGUGGCCGCUCCGCAGCCACAGAAUUUUGGCAGAUCGACAUGGUCGAUGACAUGGUCCAUGGUCCAGCACACGCCCAUCUCGGCCAAACUUAGGCCAGCGCGGGUCGCUCACACUGCCUACUGCGGGCACACUGCAGGCGUACCACGGGCAUACUACGGGCACACUGCGGGCACACUACGGGCGAACUGGGGCAUACUGGGGCAAACUGCGGGCGCAUCACGGGCAAAGUCAUACUCAAGUGUGCUCAAGACUAUGGUCCGAAUGGGGAAGAAGGAGGAGAAAAUGGGAACGAUGGGGGAUGAAAUGUUUAAAGGGAAUGAACCGAGUGAUGAUGAAGGAAAUGGGAGGUGGGAUCCGAUGCUACUUGAAAAGGAACUGAAUCAGAAGUCUUUGAUGAAUCGUUUAAGACUUGAUGAAGAAAGGUCCAAAGGAAAGAUGGUUGAUAAGGAGGGAGAAGAUGAGAGGCAGAAGGGAAAGAGAGCGGCAGAAUUGGAAAUGGGAUCAGAGAAGGCUUAG